This is a messenger RNA of Branchiostoma belcheri (Belcher's lancelet), 1890 nucleotides long. RefSeq names its product von Willebrand factor D and EGF domain-containing protein-like. Lineage: Eukaryota; Metazoa; Chordata; Leptocardii; Amphioxiformes; Branchiostomatidae. The coding region runs from base 1 to 1890 and encodes 629 amino acids. The transcript has 6 exons. Gene Ontology annotation, molecular function: calcium ion binding. The record is from RefSeq and is a predicted model, not a curated record.
AUGAGGGACACAGGCUACCAUGACGAGGAUGAUCAUGAUACUAACUAUAAUUUUGACUUCCCCAAUUUCGUGGCAGUAAUCCCAGAUUGGCCUUCGCCAAGCGCCCAGCAGUUCGCAGAGAACUACUGCAAGCAAGCAUUGCAGAACUCCAGCAUGUCAGCGUUUUGUGCUGAACAAGGAAACGUGGAUAUCUUCAGUACCCUAUCACAAUGCGUGGAAGACAUCAAGCUGACUGGUGACCCGGAUUGGGCAUCUUCUGCCUUGAACACCAUGGAACAGCAGUGCAGUAGCGCCGUCUUGGCAAAUGUCAGCAUGUUUGAAGAGAACGAGAACGGGACAUUGACUCCACCGCAAGCCUUUGUUCAAAAGUUGUGUCUAAACCAAUGCAGUUUUAAAGGCAUUUGCGCUGAUGGCGAAUGCAUCUGUAACGAUGGCUGGAUCGGCAAAGAUUGUGGAGUCGUUGCUGAUACUGCGCCCGUGGUGUGGGAUCUCAAGAGAGGCGGUCUUUGCGACAUUCGCCAGAGGCCGUGUGAAAAGGUCAACGUUUUCGGCAAAAACCUACUCAAGUCUGAGAACUUGACAUGUCGAGUAGCUGAAGCCUCGUUUCAAAAUGGCCAAUGGACAAAAAGCGGAAUAAGCUUCCAGACAUCUGCUUCCUUCGAAAGCUUCACAGAAAUUGCCUGCUACCUACCACCACCCAAGGUUCAACCAAACAGGUACCACUUACCUGGUGACGGCACUCCAUCUUAUGGGCUGUAUAUCUCUAUUAGCAACGAGGGUGUGUACUUCAGCGACGAACUCUUGCUGAUCAUCUAUGAUUCGGUUUGCCAGAACUGUGUAGAGGAUAGCGCUUGCUCUCUGAAGGAUGGGUCUUGCCUUAUUAGAGGCUACUGCUUUCAAGACCAAGACUCAAACCCAGACGAUUGGUGUCAACAGUGCUUGUCAAGUACAAAUACAUCCGAAUGGAGUAGAAGGGAAGUGAAUCAGCCUCCGUCAAUCCUUUCAUCAGGCAACAUCACUAAGGUGCAAUCUGACUCCUUUACCGUAAUGAUUGCCGGACAUGACCCAGAGGGUCGUCCAAUGUCAUUCUCGGCCAGCCAAAAUCUUCCGCAUGGUCUAUCGCUCAGCCCAGACGGUUUCCUAACCUGGAUCUCACAUGGUCCAGAUACCUUUGCCAUGGAUAUCAUCCUUACAGACCAAUGUGGAGCCCAAGACGUGCAAGCGUUUACCUUCUCAACCAUCCCAUGCCCGUGCAACAAUAACGGAGUGUGUGUGCCUUCUCCCGGCAUGCCUAUAGGGGAGGGGCACUACGACUGUCUGUGCCAGCCUGGCUUUACGGGACCACGUUGUGACAUAAACACGAAUGAGUGCCAGUCCUCUCCUUGUCAAAACAACGGCACAUGUAUAGAUCUGGUAAACUCGUUCAUCUGCAACUGUCCUGUUGGUUUUAUCGGGGAAUAUUGUGCCACUUUCGAUGAAUGUUCUUUGAACCCAUGUUUCCCAGGAGUCCAGUGUCAAAGUACCAACGCUGGUCAUGCUUGUGGGGACUGCCCUCCUGGUUAUCAUGGAGAUGGCAUGACAUGCACACAAUUGCCAUCAUCCUGCAACAAUAAAUACCACCAAAUGAAGAACAGUGGGGAGUUAGCAACGGAUGGUAUCUACAUGAUCGAUGUCGAUGGACAGGCUACACCGGUGUACUGUGACAUGUCCCGUGACGGUGGGGGAUGGACCCUGAUCGUGACGAGCAAGUCGAUGGCAGGCUGGGAUAAAGGAAACGUCCUGUCAUAUAAUGAAGGAACGCCUACAACAGACGCAGACUACUCAAUUCUUGGGAAAGCUGACCGAAUCAAAAUUUCAGGCGCAUCCACGAAUGUAGUCCAGGUAAUGUGA